Molecule: messenger RNA, 1830 nt
Organism: Phytophthora sojae
Lineage: Eukaryota; Oomycota; Peronosporomycetes; Peronosporales; Peronosporaceae
Exons: 1
Coding region: 1-1830 (609 amino acids)
Source: RefSeq, a predicted model, not a curated record
AUGGGCACCGACGACGUCGACUCGUCGCAAGUCAAGAUGGGCUUCUCCAGGGUCACCGGGUGCUGCAGCCUCGGCAACAAGAGCUUUUUGCUCUCUGUCCUCGGCUUUGUCUUCGUGAUCCUCAACUUGGCGGCGCUGUGGGCGCUGCACUUCGCGGAUCGUCCGGUGACCAAGGGAAGCUUGAAGUCGGCGACACGCUUCAGCUCGGACGAACUCGGUGCAACCGACGGAGCCACCGCGAGCGUGGGCGACGUUGUCAGCUUUAACAGCGACAAUGUUCUGCGCGUCGGUGCAGGCACGACGGCCUAUUUGAACCUGAUGACACUGGAUGACGAUGCCUUCAACAUUCCCUACGUCAACUUCGCCCCCAUGGGCACGUCCAGUGUUAAGUACACGAACGUGAUGGCGUACAGCGUGCGUCAGCAGUCCGGUACCACGACCUCCUUCCUCACGACCAUGACGUUCAACCCCGACAACAGGACGAUGGUAGCUGGAGCCAUUUCGGACGCGAACACGAUCGCGGCAGACGCGAUCCGCGGCCUCGCUACACUUUCGGACACGCAAAUGGCAGUGCUGACGGUGUGGAACACGUCGGACGGCUACACGUCAGUGAAGACCGCGGUCGUGCCUGCAACCUUGGACACCUCCACUGGCAGUGUCACGCUGGACCAGAGCAAGGUCGUGAACGUGACCGCUGACUCGGCAACCAACUUCAUUGCACCAAUUUCGAGCUCGAGCUUCGUCGUCACGUACUACGAUGCGUGGAGUGCCUCGUACGACCAGUACGCGAAGGUUGGCGUCAUGGCUGCCGAUGGCACGAUCACUUUGUCUUCAGCCAAGAGCUUCGGAGUCACAAAUGGCGCUGGAUUGUUCACGGAAUUCGGCGCCCCGGUCGCCCUCAAGGGUCUGAGUUCAACUGAUGCAGGUUUUGCCAUCCCGUACUACACCGAGCUCAACUCUUACACUCAGGACCCCAACAACCUCAAGACUGACGCUGAUCUGAGCGGCAUUUGCGUCACCACUGCCACCUUCAGCAGCGGCACCUUGUCCAACUUCGCCACGCCAGUGUGUGCCUCAGACUACCGUCCCGGACACUACCCCGAGAUCGUCGCGCUCAGCGACGAUGCGAUUGCCGUCAUCUUCUACGAUACGGCCAACAACAACGCGCUCACGGUGGUCACGAUGGCUCUAUCCUCCGCCAAGACGCUGAGUGUCAGCGGCUCGUACGUCUUCCCUGAAGUCCACGGCGAUCUGUCGGCAUACAACCCAAGCUUCCUCUCGCCUCACGGUCGCUUGUUGUCGGGCAACCGUCUGGCCGUGAGCUUCCUCAACCCCGCUAUGAACGGAAGGCUCUGCGUGCGCGUCCUCAGCUUCUCGCUGUAUACUCUGACCUUCAAGGAGCGCGCUCCGAUCCUGCCCGUUGGUCCGUCGGAUCUCCCGUGGAUCACGACUGCCAACAAGCGGCCCGUUGACCACGCCAUGGUUCCUCUGGGCACGGAUGGCUUUGUCACGGGCUACGUGGGCAGACGCAACCACAUCUUGCAGCAGAACUUCGCUGCGUUCGAGUCCUUCGGUAACCCCGUGGGCGUCGUUCAGUCGACGUCGGGUGAUAGUGUGUCUGUCACCACGCAGGGCAAGGCUGAGACCAGUGGACUGACGGACGGUGCAGUUUACUACGCGACGACCUCGGGCGCUGUGGUGGCUCAGGAUGGCACGUCCAUGGACCCCGACUUCUUCUACACGGCGGACGGCACGAUGCUUGUCACGAAGGACUCCCGCGUGGGAGUGGCUGUCGAUGACGACAAGCUCUUCAUCUCGACGACCCUGUAA